Penicillium argentinense is the source of this 450-nucleotide messenger RNA. RefSeq names its product 40S ribosomal protein eS19. Gene Ontology annotation, biological process: ribosomal small subunit assembly; translation. Gene Ontology annotation, cellular component: ribosome; cytosolic small ribosomal subunit. The record is from RefSeq and is a predicted model, not a curated record. Gene Ontology annotation, molecular function: structural constituent of ribosome; RNA binding. NCBI's taxonomy places the organism in Eukaryota, Fungi, Ascomycota, Eurotiomycetes, Eurotiales, Aspergillaceae. The transcript is spliced from 3 exons. The coding region runs from base 1 to 450 and encodes 149 amino acids.
AUGGGUGGUGUUUCCGUUCGCGAUGUGGACGCGCAGAAGUUCAUUGCUGCCUACUCUGCUUUCCUGAAGCGUCAGGGCAAGCUCCCCAUCCCCGGCUGGGUUGACACUGUCAAGACCUCCGCCUCCAACGAGCUUCCUCCCCAGGAUGCUGACUGGUACUACGUCCGCGCCGCCGCCGUCGCCCGCCACAUCUACAUGCGCAAGACCGUCGGUGUUGGCCGCCUCCGCAAGGUCCACGGCUCUACCAAGAACCGCGGUGCCCGCCCCGCCCACCACGUCGAUGCCUCCGGCUCCGUCGACCGCAAGGUCAUGCAGUCCCUCGAGAAGAUCGGUGUCCUCGAGACCGAUGAGGACAAGGGUGGCCGCCGCAUCACUCAGUCUGGCCAGCGUGAUCUUGACCGUAUCGCCAAGACCACCGUCGACGAGGAUGAGGAGUCGGAUGAGGAGUAA